GGUUUUCUCAUUCUUUGCUCGUUUAAUCUCUCUGAGAUUACAGUUUGUCUCGGAAUAUUGAACAUUCUUGAGGAAUUAUAUAUUUUCCCGUGGAUCGAAAUCGUCGAAAAUUUUGUUUCUCCAGCAAAGUCCGAGGCUGCUGGGUUUGCUCUCUAUUAAGGUUAGAGUGUUUUCUCCGGCAGGACUUACUCUGAUUUUGCUCCAAUGGAAAUGCAGGACCAUAUAGAAGGAAUAAAGUUGAAUAGCUCUGGCAAUGCUAGCAAUAACCAUUACAACAAUGGCACAAAAUCUGGAAAUGUUGACCUAUUGAAUGAUCAAACUCCUAAUGGAAACAGCCAUCCUCCUAAGGUGAGGAAACCAUAUACCAUUUCCAAGCAAAGAGAAAAGUGGACAGAGGAAGAGCAUCAGAAGUUCCUGGAGGCUUUGAAAUUGUAUGGUCGUGGUUGGCGACAAAUUGAAGAACACAUAGGUACAAAGACUGCAGUUCAGAUUCGAAGCCAUGCCCAGAAGUUCUUCUCUAAGGUUGCCCGGGAAUCUGAUGGCGCUUCUGAAAGUCCUAUAAAACCAAGUGAUAUACCUCCUCCUCGGCCAAAGAGGAAACCCCUACAUCCAUAUCCCCGUAAAUCAGUUGACUCUGGCAAAAGACUGUCCAUUGCAAAUGAAGCGCAAAGAUCCCAAUCCCCAAACCUGGCAGUUGCAGAGAAAGACACCCAGUCUCCGACCUCGGUCCUAUCUGCAUCUAAUUCAGAAGUGUUUGGAUCAGCAUCCCCAGAGCAGCCUAACAGAUGUCAAUCACCUAAUUCUUGUGCCACUGAUGUCCACUCAUCCAACUUAUCACCAUCACCCGUUGAAAAGGAAAAUGAUUGCAUGACAUUUGACUCUUCUGUGGAGGAAGAGAAGGGAUCUCUUGCUUCACUCUCUUUAUCUGCUGGUUUGAACUUAAAUGUGCUGUCAACGAAGUCUGAGUUGAGUUCCAAGGAUAUUGAAUCUUCUAUUGAAGAUGCUACCAACGUGGCCCAUAUUACAAGUAUUAAGCUGUUUGGAAGAACUAUUCAGAUGGUAGAUAAUCAGAAGUUACUUGAUGUAGAUGGGGAGAAUAUCAAGGCAAUUGCAAGCAAGUCUGAUCAUGUAGAUGACGUUGAGAACGAAAAGCUUGGCCAAUCGUGGGCGAUCCAGCCAACUAGAUUAACAACUAUCACGAGACAGGAUGACAGAGAAGGACACUUCCUGUACUGGUUCGAAUGCUGGAACUGGCUGUGAAAUGGACAAUGGAGACAGGAACUCAGAUGCUGAUGAUUCUCAAAGCCAGUUGUCUCAUCGGGAGGGAGAAAAUGUACCCCGCAGAGAGCCUCCAAGAGGUUUUGUACCAUAUAAAAGAUGUUUGGCCGAGAGAGAUGCAAAUUCAGCUUUUGUUGCAUUGGAAGGGACGAAGGGGCAACGAGCUAGGGUAUGCUUAUAGCUUACAGGUGUAUACCUAGAGGUCCGUUUUUGGCCUGAAAAUUUGCCCAGGUCAUAGAGGAACUAAUUUUAUUAGGUGAUACCUAAUUGAGAAACUUAUUUACAAUUCUUUUUUCUCAAAUAUCUCCUGCAUGUCAGCAGCCACCUGCUCUGUAUAAUGUCUACCUUGGCAUAUCUUAAUGUAAUCAUAUAAAUUGCCACCUCAAGAAAUUGGACACCUGGAUUCGUUUCUGUUUGGCAGUUUUUGGCCUAUGCAUAAUGAAUUUCAGGUACUUGUCUGGCUUCCCUCUGA
Molecule: messenger RNA, 1750 nt
Organism: Neltuma alba
Lineage: Eukaryota; Viridiplantae; Streptophyta; Magnoliopsida; Fabales; Fabaceae
Product: protein REVEILLE 7
Exons: 8
Coding region: 205-1260 (351 amino acids)
Molecular function (GO): DNA binding
Source: RefSeq, a predicted model, not a curated record